UGCGCCAGUGCACUUGGUCCCGACAUGCAACUAUUUGAAAUCAGCCUCUUCCCAGCAUCUUUCACUUCGCCGAAGACAGCGUUCACAUUUGCGGUGUUGGACGACUUCCUGUUGGAUAACCUGGAAUGUGGGACGUCGGCGAUGAACUACUAUAGCAAAUUAAGGUGA
This is a messenger RNA of Suillus subalutaceus, 168 nucleotides long. RefSeq lists its product as uncharacterized. NCBI's taxonomy places the organism in Eukaryota, Fungi, Basidiomycota, Agaricomycetes, Boletales, Suillaceae. The transcript has a single exon. The record is from RefSeq and is a predicted model, not a curated record. The annotation marks the transcript as partial.